AUGUCGAAUGUGACACAAAACUCCGGGAAACCAGUGCACACCAUAGUGCUGGAUGCCGGUCCCAUCAUCAAAAAUACCCCGCCACUUUCGACCUUGUUGGCCCAAUGCGACGAGAUUAUCACCACUCCUGCUGUCGUGAAGGAGAUUCGCGACCCCGAUGCUCGUGCUCGUGUGGAAACUCUCUACCUGCCAUUCUUGAAGCAACGCACCCCCUCCCCGAAGAGCUUCAAUGUGAUUAGCGAAUUCGCUCGCAAGACCGGUGACCGGUCUGUGCUGAGUCGGGUGGAUAUCGAGGUGCUCGCGCUGGCAUAUGAAAUUGAAUGCGAGCGCAACGGUGGUGACUGGCGUCUGCGAAGUGUUCCAGGCCAGAAGCGAGUGAACGGCAGGCCACCAGUCAAGGAGGAAGUCAAGGAGGAAGACAAGGAGGAAGACAAGAAGGAAGACAAGAAGGAAGACAAGAAGGAAGAGGAGAAUAACGAAGAGGGCAAAGAGGGAGAGUCAGAGAACUUCGGGACAGACACGGCGAAUGGGGAGACCGAGACUGCGGUGACAGAACAGAACGAAGAGACUCAGCAAGAUGGGACGCCGUUACACAACCCAGAGACUCCCGUUGAUGAAGUCGCAGCCGAUCGCCCCGUCGCUGCCCAGGUUCAUUUCGAAGUAGGUGAAGAGGCCGCGGAAGAGGUCGAUGCGGAUGAGGAGGAGGAGGAGGACGACGCCGCUGAUUCCGACGGCGGCGAAUGGAUCACUCCUAGCAACUACAAAAAGCGGCUGGCCCGCGAUGAAAGUGGUUCGUCAGGCAAUGGCAAUGAACCGAAGACAAUGCAGGUCGCUACCAUGACCACCGAUUUCGCGUGUCAAAAUGUGCUACUGCAAAUGAACCUGAAUCUCCUUUCGACUACCACAUUGCAAAGAGUCCAGCACUUGAAAUCAUUCGUCAAGCGGUGCCACGGCUGCUUCUUGACGACCAAGGAAAUGAACAAGCAGUUCUGCCCUCGCUGCGGCAAGGAUACCCUGACCCGUGUCUCAUGCACUACCACUGCCAAUGGCCAAUUUACCAUGCACUUGAAGAAGAACAUGCAAUGGAACAAUCGCGGAAAUCGUUUCAGUGUUCCCAAGCCUAUCGCUGGCAGUGCCAAUGGCAAGUGGAAAGGUGGUGGUGGAAAGGGUGGUUGGGGGACCGAAUUGAUUCUUGCAGAGGACCAAAAGGAAUAUGUUCGAUCUACAGUCGAGGAAGAGCGGCGCCAGCGCCGUGAACGCGACCUGAUGGAUGAGGAUUAUCUCCCCGGUAUUCUGACCGGUGAGCGUAACAAGUCUGGUGGGCGAAUUCGGGUUGGCGCUGGCCGAAAUGUCAACUCAAGAAAGCGCUGA
Messenger RNA from Penicillium diatomitis, 1371 nucleotides. RefSeq names its product rRNA-binding endoribonuclease. Gene Ontology annotation, cellular component: preribosome, small subunit precursor. Gene Ontology annotation, molecular function: RNA endonuclease activity. The transcript is spliced from 2 exons. Bases 1 to 1371 code for a protein of 456 amino acids. The record is from RefSeq and is a predicted model, not a curated record. NCBI's taxonomy places the organism in Eukaryota, Fungi, Ascomycota, Eurotiomycetes, Eurotiales, Aspergillaceae. Gene Ontology annotation, biological process: ribosomal small subunit biogenesis; maturation of SSU-rRNA.